Trifolium pratense (red clover) is the source of this 1439-nucleotide messenger RNA. Its product is annotated as WAT1-related protein At3g30340-like. The coding region runs from base 52 to 1098 and encodes 348 amino acids. Gene Ontology annotation, cellular component: plasma membrane. Gene Ontology annotation, molecular function: transmembrane transporter activity. NCBI's taxonomy places the organism in Eukaryota, Viridiplantae, Streptophyta, Magnoliopsida, Fabales, Fabaceae. The transcript is spliced from 6 exons. The record is from RefSeq and is a predicted model, not a curated record.
AUGUUUUCAAAGCUCUACAUAUUAUAUAUACAAAUAAGAGAAAUAUAAGUCAUGUUGUUUCAUAAUUUCCAUGAAAUGUGGAAACCAGUUUUGGUUAUGAUUAUAGUUAAUUUAGCUUUAGCCUUUGUCAAUGUAUUUCUGAAGAAGGUUCUUAGUGAAGGAAUGGAUCAGUUAACCAUUUUAACAUAUCGACAAGCAAUUGCAGCCAUUUUCUUGGCACCAAUUGCUUGCAUCUUUGAAAGGGAAAGCAAGAUAAAUGGUCAUGUAAUAUGUCUCCUUUUCUUUAGUGCUCUUGUAGGAGCAACACUCACUCAAUACCUCUUUCUUGUUGGACUUGAAUAUACAUCGGCAACAUUCUCAUGUGCAUUCCUCAAUACGGUGCCUGUAUUCACGUUCAUUAUGGCACUCCCAAUGGGGAUGGAGAAAGUGAACAUGAAAAACAAGAGUGGUAAAGCCAAAAUCUUGGGAACUUUGGUGUGUAUUGGUGGAGCUUUGGUAUUGAUCCUUUAUAAAGGAAUGCCCAUAAUCAACCCACAAUAUCAUCCCAUAGAAGACAAAGCCACAACAACAUCAGCAGCAACAUCAAACUUAAAGAAAUGGAUUAUAGGUUCAAUAUUUCUAACUGCAGGUUGCCUCUUGUGGUCUUCAUGGUUUCUUAUACAAGAAAGGGUUGGCAAAAAGUAUCCAUAUCAAUACUCUAGUACAGCCAUUUUGUCAUUCUUUGCUACUAUUCAAUCAGCAAUAUUAAAUUUGAUCAUCCAUAGAAACAAUGCCAAAUGGAUUCUCAAAGGAAAGCUACAAAUAUUGACUGUUGUAUAUUCUGGGCUGGUGGGAACAGGAUUGUGCUAUGUGGCAAUGGCAUGGUGUGUCAAACAAAGGGGUCCAGUUUUUACUGCAGCAUUUACCCCGCUUUUACAGAUGUUUGUGGCCGUGCUUGAUCUCUGGUUAUUAAAAGAGGAAAUUUAUCUAGGAAGUGUUGUAGGAUCAGUCUUGGUUAUUUCUGGGAUGUAUAUGCUCCUAUGGGGUAAAAGUAAAGAUAGAGGAGAGUGUGCCUUGAAGGACACUCAAGAAAAUCAAAAAGAUGAAGAAUGUCACUAACAAUACAACCAAUCCUACUAUGAAUAAUUUUGAGACCAGUGAUCUCUCUAUGCUAAGGCCUUAGAAAUUACACUUGUUUUGCAUCUGUCCAGAAACAAUAGCAUAUGCAUAAGUUUUAAAUGUUGAAUUCACUGAAUGCUACAAAUUCUAUAUAUCAAACAGUUAAAAUUACAAGUGUAUGGAUAUACAAUGUCUAGUGUUAUUAAGCAUACCUUAUUACAGGCAUGUCAAAAUGACAGUCUUGACUUAUUGAUUAUUUUUAUUGAAAAUAUUGCAAUUAAAUGCUUUAUCUUAUUUAUCACCAAAUACCUUUUCUGCAUAACAUAGUACUAAACCUAAAA